CUAGAACAGGAAGGUGAUGUGUUGUUCAUUUGGCAAGAUGUCGGGCCACGAUCAGCUGGUCCUCUGUCUGUGCGAAUUAACUAGGCUGCUGUGGAAGCUGCUGCUGCCGCUGGUGGUUCUGGUGCUGCUGCUGGUCGCGGUAGCGGUCCUGCUGGUGCUGGCCGUGCGCUUCUGGCUCCAGAGCAACAGGAGCGCUCGGCGGGCGAGGGAUGGACGUCCCACCGUGGCCUUCUUCCACCCAUACUGCAACGCUGGUGGUGGGGGGGAGAGGGUGCUCUGGUGUGCCAUCCGGGCUCUGCAGAGCAGGUAUGUGGACAUCAACUUCGUGGUGUACACGGGGGACCUGGGUGUCACGGGUCAGCAGAUCCUGGACGGGGCGAGGCGGAGAUUCAACAUCGUGCUCCCCCGCCCGGUGCAGUUUGUGUUCCUGAGGCACCGGCUGCUGGUGGAGCCCAGCCUGUUCCCUCACUUCACGCUGCUGGGGCAGAGCGUGGGCUCCAUCUUCCUGGGAUGGGAGGCUCUGAUGGAGUUCGUCCCAGACCUUUACAUCGACUCCAUGGGCUUCGCCUUCACUCUGCCUCUGUUCCGCUACCUGGGGGGCUGCAGCGUGGGGAGCUACGUCCACUACCCCACCAUCAGCACUGACAUGCUGUCUGUAGUGAGAGAGAGGAACCCCAGGUUCAACAACGCUGACUACGUCUCAAACAGCCUUUUCCUGAGUGCCUUCAAGGUGGUGUACUACUGCCUGCUGGCCCUGCUCUACGGCAUGGCGGGCUCCUGCAGCGACCUGGUGAUGGUCAACUCCUCCUGGACCCUGGACCACAUCCUGUCCCUGUGGCGCGCCCCCAACCGCACAAGCGUGGUUUACCCGCCCUGCGACGUUAGCGCCUUCCUGGACAUCCCGCUGGAGGAGGACGGGGACAAGAAGUGCCACUCCAUCGUCUCCAUCGGGCAGUUCAGGCCCGAGAAGGACCACCGGCUGCAGAUCAGAGCCUUCAAGAAGGUGCUGGACCGGGGGAGGGCGGGGCCGCUGAAGCUGGUGCUGAUCGGUGGGUGCAGGAACCAGGAGGACGAGGACCGGGUGCUCAUGUUGAGGGGCCUCUGCCAGGAGCUGGGAGUGGCCGACCGGGUGGAGUUCAAACUGAACGUCCCCUUCGAGGAGCUGAAGAGAGAGCUGGGAGACGCCACCAUCGGACUGCACACCAUGUGGAACGAACACUUUGGAAUAGGCAUUGUGGAGUGUAUGGCAGCAGGGAAUAUCAUUCUGGCGCACAAGUCCGGCGGUCCCAAGAUGGACAUUGUGGUUCCUUUCGAGGGGGCCCAGACGGGCUUCCUGGCGGACGACGAGGACAGUUACGCGGAGGCCGUGGAGAGGAUCCUGGCUCUGUCCCCCGCCGCUCGGCUGCUCAUCAGAAGCAACGCUCGGCAGUCCGUGGCUCGCUUCUCAGAUCAGGAGUUCGAAGCCUGCUUCCUCGCUGCCAUGGAGCCUCUGAUGGGAACGCUUGAACGAUGAGGGACUUGUGUGCAUGUACAGUUGAUGUCAUACAGACACUUUGAGCACCUUUACUUUGAUGCACUUACGGCCGCAUUCACACUGUUGGACUGAUCUCUCACACAGAGGGCUGCUGAAGUUAUUUUCUUUUGACUCAAAUGAAUAAAGACAGAUUCAAAUCAUUCCUUUUUAAAUGUCUAAAUGCAGUUCAGAGGCCAGCCCUAUACCAGUCAAAUAAAAGCCGUCGUCAGGCAGAAUCCAGAUAUAGAAACAUGUGGUGUUCUCUUGUAGCGAGUUGUUUUUGUAAAUAAUUGACCCUCAAAAUCCCUCAUUGCAUUUUAUGGAACCGUUCCUUUUGUUAGUAGUUUCAGUUUAAUUAAAAGAAGAUGGGUGAAUGGGAACAAAUGAGUGUAUUAGACGGCUGAUAAAUGUUACUGGACUAUAUUAACAUAUUUAUUGUUUACAAGAACUAGAAUUCUCUUCAUGCUCUAAAUGUGAUUAUUUUUGAUAUUGACCAUGAAUGUAAUAAAGAUAUUAGGGGAAUGAU
This is a messenger RNA of Notothenia coriiceps (black rockcod), 2039 nucleotides long. It is a transcript of the gene alg11, whose product is annotated as ALG11 alpha-1,2-mannosyltransferase. The record is from RefSeq and is a predicted model, not a curated record. NCBI's taxonomy places the organism in Eukaryota, Metazoa, Chordata, Actinopteri, Perciformes, Nototheniidae. Gene Ontology annotation, cellular component: endoplasmic reticulum membrane. The coding region runs from base 17 to 1513 and encodes 498 amino acids. Gene Ontology annotation, biological process: protein N-linked glycosylation; dolichol-linked oligosaccharide biosynthetic process. Gene Ontology annotation, molecular function: GDP-Man:Man(3)GlcNAc(2)-PP-Dol alpha-1,2-mannosyltransferase activity. The transcript is spliced from 5 exons.